GAAUGCCACAUUUGCAAAGACGAUGUCCCGGCUUCAGUAUCUCUUCGACCGUGUGGUCAUAUGAUUUGCUUUGGCUGCGUUGAAAACCUGCGCGCGAAGAACAUCUUCAGGGCGGACAAAGGUGUCAAGUGCCCUUUCUGCCGGCAAUACGUCACUCAGUAUGAACCCUGCAACAGGUUUAUGCUGGAGCGUAACCAGCCCUUCUUGCAGCGCUGCUACUCGGAGGCGGGACUGGGGUUCUCACAGGGGCGCAUCGUGACAGACGGGGACACCCCUCAGCGCGUCCUGAACGCCUUCAAGCAGCGUGGCGAGGAGCGGCUGAUGCGGCUGGUCAAGGUCUUGGCUAGGCCGGAAGUGUUUCUAGAGGUUGCUACCCACUUCUUGGGCAGCUACGGACUGCAGACUCUGGUGGAGGCCACCUUGGUCAUCCGGCAAGCCAUGGAGCGGGCAGCGGCGCAGGGUCAGGCUGCCCUGACCUGGUUCCGUUCUGCUCACGAGGGCCGCGACCCGCAUGGCGUGCUGCUGUACGCCGCUUUGCCGAAUGCGGUAGAUAUAUCCAGACACGAGCAGGCCACCUACCUGGUUCAGAAGCUAGCAGAUCACGCAGAGCCGCAGGAGCUGGUAGACCUGUGCGGGGCGAUCUUCCCGCAGGGCCCUGAUCUUGUGCUCGACCACAAGGGUGUCUACGUCAUGAACAAGCUCCUGUCCAUGCUCAAGACGGUCUGCUGUGGCGGUGUUCACCGGUUCGACGCAUGCGAGCUCGCUGACGGGCUGUGCUGGCACUUCAUGGAGGCACCAGACAAGCUCAAGUUCUGCCUCCAUAACACGCUGGCUAGCAAGCCGCCAUAUGGUACAUUGCCCUCCACCCCGUACGGCGCUCUGCGUCUGGGCUCCCAAGUGGCCUCCAGUGCGAUGCGGCUCAUGUCCAGCAAGAACGGGCCGGCGUGCGUCUUGUCAAUGCUGGAGAUGGAGUCCGUUGACGCUAUGUGCAACGAGCUGGUCCGGGACCUGAUUUGCUCUAUCGCCAUGAAGCUCCAGGGCUCCCUGUACGGACUGCUGAUGCGGACUACGUGUGUGGAUGACCGGGCGCCCCAGGUGGUGCGCAAGCUGAUACAGCGCCUGGCGGCCGAACACGAGGAGGACUGGCUGGACGCAUUUUGCCAGGAGCUGAUUAACUACGGUGAUGUCAUCAGCGAGAGCCCCGAAGCUCUCGAAGUGCUCCAGGAUGCGUUGUGCUUCAACGUGCAAGGGGACGAAUCCGUAGUGGAGCACAUCACGCAGCUAAGACAGAUCGUGCCAUCCCAAGCAACAAUGCGGGCCAUAGAGGAGGACAUUUGCAACCGCCGGGAUUCGAACCCGGACCCACCGCCGCCGCGCUACCACGCACCAUCCUUCAUCACGCCGAUUUUGAAAUACGCGUUGGCGAUGAGCGAGAUGCCGCUCGAGCCGCCGCCGCCGCCACCCAAGGCGGGCAGGACGGCCGGUGGCUCCGGCAACGGCGGCGCGUAUGCCGGUUACGGGAGUGCUGGGAUUCGCAACGGCGGGCACGGCAGCCGGACUGGCGCAACGCAGGGCAACAAUGUUAAUGCGGCAUUUGACGAGUCAUUCUUUGCCGAAGGGUUAUUUGAUCCGGCAGCGCCCGUGCAAGCCACCACCGCUGACGGCGGCCUGGACGGCUGGGGUACUUCGUCAGGUGAUCCGUGGGCAAAUACUUCGACGGGUGAAGAUUGGCUGGCAGGCGCUGGCGGGAGCGCUCAAGAUAUUCGAGCAGCACCCCCGCCAGCUGCGGCCGCACCAACGCCAGCCACUGCGGCAGUAGCGCCGGCGGCGCCAUCGCAAGUAGCCGCAGCCGUAGCUCCAACAGCCAGUGCUGCGCCGCAGUCCACGGGACAGAUGCUACUGCAGUCACUGCAACGUCCGGUCCCCACGGCACAAGCUGCCAAUGGCGUUUUCGCUGCCCCCUCUACCGCCACCACCUCAGUCGCGGCGCAGCAGGCUACGACACAGCUACGGCCUAUUGCAUCGGUGCCAAGCGCCGCCGUGGCUCCCGUGGCCGCAGGUAUCGCACGGCCUGUUGCGCAUCCAGCUGUUCCGCCGAGUUCUGCCGUCAACCCCACUCUGGCAGCUGCUCGUGCGGUGGCGCAUGCGGCAAUGCAGGCACAACAGAAGGCGCAGCAACAGGCAGCGCAACAAGGACAGCACCCAGCCCACCAGCAGCAGCAGCAGCAGCCAGCCGCUCCGGCUGCACAGCCGCCGCCGCCACACCACGUGCAGUACCACCACCCGCAAUUCCACCAGCCGCCGCCGCAGGCUGAGGUUCCAAUAGAGCUUCAACCGGCAGUUGCAGAACAAGGGCAGCCCCAUCAGAUCCCAGAGGAGCAGCGACGACAACUGCAGCAGCACGGGAUGACGAACCCGCCAAUCGGGGGUACGGGAGCGUUCCUGGCCCACAGCGCCCUGAACGGCGUCGGCAUGGCGACAGCAGCAUCGGCUGUGUAUGCUACGGCCGUGCCCUACAUGCCAGUGCCGACGACGGUAGCGGCAGCCCAAGCGGCUCAGCGUCCACGGAUGCCGGCCAUCCCCUACCCUAUGGCUUUGCUCAACCCGGCGCUGGCUGUGUUAAACAACACAGCCGGUAUUGCGGCGUUCGCGCCGCGGGCCAACAACGCCCUGGUGUUGCGGCCCACUGCUGUGCCUGUGGUGCAGGUUCCGGUGACGGCGCAGGUGCCACAAGCACCGUCGGCUGGGGUAAUAGCCGCAGCGCCGGCUACACCGUACAGUGCAGGUGCCGCAUCCGCUGCCACGGCUGCCACAGCCGCCGCGGGGCGGCAGACAGUGACGACAGCACCCGCGGCACUGCACGUGUCGCAUCCUCACCCGCCUCCGUCAGAUGCGGCGGCAUCGCGGCCGCAGAUUCUGGCGCCGGCGCCGCUCGCGGCGGGGCGCGGCACUGCGUCUACAACCGCGGACGUUUUGGCCAGCUGGCAGUGCCAAAUCUGCACUUAUAAUCACAAGGGCGCAGAAGCACACUUCCUUGCAUGUGCAAUCUGCGGCUGCGAGCGGGGCCUGCAGCAGCUGCCUCCUUAG
Molecule: messenger RNA, 3087 nt
Organism: Volvox carteri f. nagariensis
Lineage: Eukaryota; Viridiplantae; Chlorophyta; Chlorophyceae; Chlamydomonadales; Volvocaceae
Exons: 13
Coding region: 61-3087 (1008 amino acids)
Source: RefSeq, a predicted model, not a curated record